AUGGCACCAUCUCAGCCCUUUCGCGUCAGUGCAACAGUACUACUGUCUCUCAUGGCAGUACAGACUGGUGUACACGCCGCAUUUGUCUGUAAUCAUGACAAUUCAGAACCUACAGCAGUCUAUAAUGCCUCAAAAAGCUACGUUGGGUGUUACUUAGAUCCUAAAGUGACGAUUUUGACGGCAGCGAAACUUAGCACCAUUGCGUGUCAAACCCAGCCCCUCUGCAGUCACCCUGUCUGUGAUACUUCAUUAAGCAUUGCGGAGAGAGUCGAUUCACUGGUCAAAUCCCUGACCCUGGAGGAAAAGAUCCUUAAUCUCGUGGAUGCUUCAGCUGGAUCUACCCGCCUCGGCUUACCUUCCUACGAGUGGUGGAGUGAGGCAACUCAUGGUGUCGGCUCUGCACCAGGUGUGCAAUUCACUUCCAAACCAGCUAACUUCAGCUAUGCCACAAGUUUCCCUGCACCGAUCCUAACAGCGGCUUCCUUCGAUGACACUUUGAUUCGCAAAAUCGCUGAAGUAAUUGGCAGAGAAGGACGGGCAUUUGGCAACAAUGGAUUUUCGGGAUUCGAUUUCUGGGCUCCGAACAUCAAUGGAUUCAGAGAUCCUCGAUGGGGAAGAGGGCAAGAAACACCCGGUGAGGAUCCUUUGGUCGCGCAGAAUUAUAUUCGCAAUUUUGUUCCAGGACUUCAGGGCGAUGACCCGAAGAACAAGCAAGUCAUCGCAACAUGCAAGCAUUACGCGGUCUACGACUUGGAAACGGGUAGAUAUGGAAACAACUACAAUCCGACCCAGCAGGAUCUGAGCGAUUACUUCCUUGCACCAUUCAAGACUUGCGUGCGUGACACGGAUGUGGGAAGCAUUAUGUGUUCGUACAAUUCAGUCUCCGGCAUCCCAGCUUGUGCGAAUGAAUACCUUCUCAGUGAGGUGCUCAGAAAGCACUGGAAUUUCAAUUCAGACUAUCACUACGUGGUGUCUGACUGCGGCGCAGUCACAGAUAUUUGGCAAUACCACAACUUUACUGACACCGAAGAAGCGGCAGCCUCAGUUGCUCUCAAUGCCGGUGUUGAUUUGGAAUGUGGUUCGUCCUAUCUGAAGCUCAACGAAUCUCUCGCGGCAAAUCAGACCUCAGUCAAAGUCAUGGACCAGUCAUUGGCAAGACUAUAUUCGGCAUUGUUCACGGUCGGCUUCUUUGACGGCGGGAAGUACGACAAACUCGAUUUCUCUGACGUUUCUACCCCUGACGCACAGGCUCUCGCGUAUGAGGCUGCAGUCGAAGGCAUGACGCUUCUCAAGAAUGACGAUCUUCUUCCUUUAGAUUCUCCGCAUAAAUACAAGAGUGUCGCUGUGAUUGGACCAUUCGCAAAUGCCACGACUCAGAUGCAGGGCGACUACUCCGGCGAUGCCCCGUACUUGAUCAGCCCAUUGGAAGCAUUUGGCGACAGCAGGUGGAAAGUGAAUUAUGCACUGGGUACAGCAAUGAACAAUCAGAACACCAGUGGGUUCGAGGAAGCUCUAGCAGCCGCAAACAAGUCUGAUUUGAUCAUUUAUCUUGGUGGCAUCGACAACUCCCUCGAGUCCGAAACGCUGGACCGGACUUCGCUCACUUGGCCAGGAAACCAACUAGAUCUCAUCACGAGCUUGUCCAAGCUCUCCAAGCCACUGGUAGUCGUCCAAUUUGGAGGCGGCCAGGUCGAUGACAGCGACAUCCUGAAGAACAAAGAUAUCCAAGCUCUGGUUUGGGCGGGAUAUCCCAGUCAAAGCGGAGGCACUGCUCUCCUUGAUGUUCUUGUGGGCAAAAGGUCACCUGCAGGCAGACUACCCGUCACACAGUAUCCCGCCAGUUAUGCCGACCAAGUCAAUAUCUUCGAUAUCAACCUUCGCCCUACAGAUUCAUAUCCCGGACGAACAUACAAAUGGUACACAGGAAAGCCGGUGCUCCCGUUCGGCUACGGCCUUCACUACACAAAAUUCAUGUUUGACUGGGAAAAGACUUUGAACCGUGAGUACAACAUUCAGGACCUUGUCGCCUCAUGCCGAAAUAGUUCAGGCGGUCCGAUCAAUGACAACACACCCUUGACCACUGUCAAGGUGAGAGUCAAAAAUGUCGGCCAUAAAACUUCCGACUACGUUAGCCUGUUGUUUCUCUCCAGCAAGAAUGCAGGCCCGGCUCCACGACCAAAUAAGUCCCUGGUGUCUUACGUGCGUCUCCUCAAUAUUGCUCGUGGAAGCGAUCAAGUGGCAGAGCUGCCUCUCACCCUCGGCUCACUGGCACGAGCUGAUGAGAAUGGAAGUCUCGUCAUUUUCCCAGGACGUUACAAGAUUGCAUUGGAUCACUCAGAGGAAUUGACUUUCGAGUUUACAUUGAAGGGUAGCCCAGCGGUGAUCGAGACGCUGCCUAUACCUGAUGUGCAGUAUAACUUUACUGUGCCCGUUCAUAUUCAGCCAGCGUCCACUGAAGCACAUAGUUAG
This is a messenger RNA of Aspergillus oryzae RIB40, 2469 nucleotides long. RefSeq lists its product as uncharacterized. The record is from RefSeq and is a predicted model, not a curated record. The transcript is spliced from 2 exons. Bases 1 to 2469 code for a protein of 822 amino acids. Gene Ontology annotation, molecular function: xylan 1,4-beta-xylosidase activity; alpha-L-arabinofuranosidase activity. Gene Ontology annotation, biological process: arabinan catabolic process; xylan catabolic process. NCBI's taxonomy places the organism in Eukaryota, Fungi, Ascomycota, Eurotiomycetes, Eurotiales, Aspergillaceae. Gene Ontology annotation, cellular component: plant-type cell wall.